Colias croceus (clouded yellow) is the source of this 3850-nucleotide messenger RNA. RefSeq names its product espin (gene f). Gene Ontology annotation, molecular function: actin filament binding. The record is from RefSeq and is a predicted model, not a curated record. Gene Ontology annotation, biological process: actin filament bundle assembly. The transcript has 15 exons. NCBI's taxonomy places the organism in Eukaryota, Metazoa, Arthropoda, Insecta, Lepidoptera, Pieridae. The coding region runs from base 387 to 2957 and encodes 856 amino acids. Gene Ontology annotation, cellular component: cytoplasm.
AAGUGAUAACAAUUAAAAAAUAUUUCGACCAUAUUGCGAUAAACGGAAUGUCAGUUAUUUGGCGCGUUAAAAUGCGUUCGGAUAGUUGCACUUGAAUGAACAAUAGUGUCUUUCGGUUUUAUAAUUGUCAAAUUAUCCGUAGCGAUUCGUUAUUUUUUGAGAAAAAACAUUAACGAUGUUACGUUGUGUUACUUAAAAUUGAACUUGUUUUUGUUUUGGAAAAUAUUUGCAAUAAAUCAUCAUUACAAAAUGUUUAUGUUUGGAUAUAGAUAAAUUUGAAGUCAAUCUUAUGCUUUUUAUGAAAGUUUCAAUUUAUGACUUACGACAAUAAUUUAAAGAACUGUAAAACAGUGCGAAAUAGUGAUAUGGUUUGAGAAGAAAUAAAAAUGGCGACUUGUCCACGUCGAGAGCGCCCUCUACGCGCCUCGUCUGCGAGGUUGAAAUAUUCUAAGACGAUUCCAGCUAGUACUGUGAGCGCGAACACGGCAAUGGACAAUGACGUCACACCCGUGUACCUAGCUGCACAGGAGGGCCAUCUAGCGGUGCUCAAGUAUUUAGUCCUGGAGGCGGGAGGGCGGCUGGAUGCGAGGGCACGCGAUGGAAUGCUGCCUAUACAUGCGGCUGCACAGACUGGCUGCUUGGAUUGCGUGAAAUGGAUGAUCGUCGAGCGUGGCGUGGACCCGAACGCUAGAGACGGGGACGGGGCUACUCCCCUGCACUUCGCAGCAUCACGUGGCCACCUGGCGACAGUCCGCUGGCUGCUGCGUCAUGGAGCCAGACUGCAUCUGGACAGACAUGGCAAGAGUCCCAUCAAUGAUGCAGCUGAGAAUCAUCAUUUAGAGUGUUUGAAUGUGCUGGUGGCUGCCGGUGCGGCUGGAGACAACAAGCAACUGUCUUCGUAUAAAGCAGUCCAUGCCUGCGCUUGCACUCCUGGAGAAGCACGUUGCGCGCUAACCGGUUGCGUGAACGCGACCACCCGUUCCCCGUUCUUCCUGCACGGACCAGACAGGAGUUCUCCCCGUGAGAGACGUGCCUCAGUUUCAACCGUGGGCUCUAUAAGUUCUGCGCGAUCUGGACCAGCUGAUGGCCUGUAUGUGAACCCCAUGCAGAGAGCUGUGAACCAUGCGUCUUCGGGAGAAGAGAGUUCAGAUCACACAAGCAAGCAUUCCACAGCGUGCUCCGCGUCGGACGCGGACACGGCGUCGGGCUGGUUCCUGCACGGGUCGAACGGCGGCGGGGCCCCGGCCGCGUUGUACCAGCGGGUCCGGGACCUGUUCCAUGCGCGCUCGCCGGGGCCCCGGGGCCCUGCGGAGGGACAGGAGGCACCUACUGUUACAGUAAAAGCUGAAAUCCACGGUAUAAAAGAAGUGACGUCCACCCAAGAGCAGUCGGACAGCGACAGCGGGGCGGAGGCCACGCGACGAGAUCACCACUAUGAGGAUAUCUAUCUUGCACGAGAGGAACAUCAGAGGAGGAGGAGCAGUUCCCGAGAUUCCGGCAGCCACAGUCGGCCGGGAAGCGCAGGACUCGUGGUUGAUUAUGAUACUAAAGAUAACAUGAAUGACGCCUCGAGCAAAAACUACGAAGAGGUAUCACCGCCGCCAUCGGAGACGCAAACUAAAUCUACCAUCGCGACCAAACUCGCUGCGCUCACGCAUAAAGCACAGAACUUCGCCAGUCGCAUAUCAUCAGCGGCUGGGAGCCGUCGAGCCUCAGUAUCCGACGAUACCACAGUGGUUCAAGCCUCUGCAUCAUCAGGGGUCUCCUCUGGAGGUAGUUCUGGGGACGAAGCACCACCCCCACCCCCUCCACCACCCCCACCGGCUGUGCUGGAGGAACCCGCGCUGAAACCCUCGGAACUGAGGAGUAGGCUUGGGGGGAGGCGCGACUCGUCCGCAGACGACGAGCGACCGCGCGGGCCGAACCUCGUGAACAAGCAACCGGCGCUGCCGUUCGUGCCACCCGCGUUCCCGCACAACGCGCCGGACCGGCUCAUCAAACCCUCGGAGUAUCUGAAGACAAUCACGGCGCCCUGCAAGCGGGACGACAGCGCGGCGGAGGCCCGGCCGCCGGCGCCCCCGCCCGCGCCCGAGCCCGUGCCCCCGCCGCCGCCCGCGCCGCCCCUGGCUCAUCAACCCCUGGCGGCCAUCAGCAGCGCGGAGCUCACAGCCGUGCGCCUUAAAACGACGGUCACCAAGACCCUCUCGGCGCCGCCCACGCGCUCCGUCAGCCUGCAGUGCCUUCCAACCGCGGCUGAGAUAUACAAAAAUGCCAAGACAGACCUGAUAGAAGAACUGAAGAUGUCGAAGGACAUUACAGGCAUCAAGAAGCUGAAGGUGGAACGAGCGAGGCGCGAGAGCCUGCAGGACAAGGAGACGUUCACGGAAUUUACGAAGCGGUUCACGGCCGAUAACUUUGUCGAUCAGGGUUGCCCACAGGUCCCAGAGCGCGACGCGGCUGGCAAUGUGAUACCGGCGUGGAAGCGGCAGAUGUUAGCGCGGAGAGCCGCGGAGAAAGCGCGGAGAGAUCUGGAAAGAGAGCUCGCGGGCGAAGCGGAGAGACGGAGAGCCGCGGCUGUGCCUGCGUGGAAGAGGCAGCUGUUGGCAAGAAGGGAGGAGGCGGAGAAUCGAUUGCGGCAAUCGCUAUACACGCCGAAAGUGGAAGACAGCAACGGCAUCACAGAGCGAGAGAGAGAACGGGAGCGGGAGCGCGAGCGAGAGGGAUGGCGCGCGCUGGGCGGCGGGCGAGCCGUGUCCAUAGAUAACAUAACUCUGUGUUAUGACGCGCCGCCGCCGCCCGCUCGUGCGCCGUCGGAGAUGAAACUGUCAACUGAACAUUGUAAUGGACACGCAACAACUAACGACAAGCACGGUGUCGAGGAGGAAGAAAGCGCCAAAAUUAUCCCGUGGAGAGCUCAACUGCGCAAAACUAACAGCAAACUUAACUUACUCGAAUAGGUUUAAUGCUAUUGUUAGUGUUUUAUUAUUUACCUAAAGGAAACUAGACGUGUAUUCGUUUCUAGAAGGUUCUAAGUAUGUCGUCGACUACGCUUAGAUAUUCCAAAUUAAGACGAAGUAGGCAGAGCGUGACACGGAGAAAUUAGAAAUGUAUUGAAAUAUAUUAUUAUACUUACGAAUACUUUCAAAAAAGUUUAUUACUGAAUGUAGGGGGAAAAAAUUAUGAUAAGUUUUGUUUUAAUAAAGGCUCAGCUACAAAAGAAUUUAAUAAUGUACUCAUGAAUUAGGUAUAGCGAAGAUUUAAUAUAUUGUUCGAAACUGGUGCUCAUAGUGUGUAGAUAAUAAAAGAUAUUUAUGUGAUUGCUCACAAUAUUAUGAGUGCUUAACAAAGUAUGUUAUCAAAUUUUCUUAACAUAAGAUCUGAAUAGGCACUAUUUUUGUUUGUUGAAGAACUCCAAUAAAAUAUAAAAAAUUUACUGUCUUAUUUUUAUACCUUGGACAAUCUAAGGCGUAAAAAUUUCAAUUGUCCAUUUUAUUUUUGUAUUCUAUUUCGAUUAAGUAAGUAGCUAUAAAGUAGCGUUAACAAAACAAUGUAAAAAUGUACUUACGAAGUAAUUAUAUAACGAUAUAUGGAUAUAUUUACUGCCUUAUGUUUACGAAGCCAGAGAGUGCUAGUAUUUAAUACGAAUAUUUAAUAUAAAAUUAAGUUUUCUAACAAGCGAGUGAUACCAUUGUUGCAAUACUAGUUUGUAAGCUUAACAAGCUUUGCGUGUACAUUCAAAGAUUUAUCCAAAAAAUUCUUUCGAUAUAUUUUUUGGGAUUAACUUUUUUUGGUAACUGUACUUUUUAUAUGAAUUUGUAUGAGAUAUGUUGUUAAUAAAAUCUGUUGCUUA